Closterium sp. Yama58-4 is the source of this 2052-nucleotide messenger RNA. Lineage: Eukaryota; Viridiplantae; Streptophyta; Zygnematophyceae; Desmidiales; Closteriaceae. The record is from the annotation of a GenBank genome assembly.
AUGGAGAAGCGCACGGUGCUGCUGCUGACAGAGCUGCCGCGCAAGGAGACGGAGAAGAUUGUCUCGCCGUACCUCAAGGACUGCGAGCACAUCAACCUCUUCAUCCGCAGCGGCCCUCUCAGCAGCACGGCAUCAUUCAAGAAGGUGGCGGCAGACAGGGCGCGCUCAGUCAUACUCCUGGCACCCAAGGACGACUACUACGAAGCCGAUGCAGACGUGGUGAUGUCGGUCAUAGCUCUGAAACCCCUCCUAAGGGGCACCAACACGGGCGUGGUAGCAGAGGUCUCCAAGGGCAGCACGGGCUCGCUGCUGAGGGGCAUGGCGGAGGUGCGCGUGAGCGCCGUGGAGAAUCUCUCCGCCAAGCUCUUCGUGCAGUGCUCUAGGCAACCUGGGCUCGUUGAUGUGUACUGCAAGCUGCUCGAUCAUACCGGUGAGGAGGAGCAGUGGGUGGGUGGAAUCUCCUCCGCAAGGUGUAGAGGGCGCAAGGGGCACUGUGCUGCACAUGAGUUGACUUUUAAGUCGACUCAAAAGUCAACUCGAGGGCAGGGUGUAGGGCAGGGCGCCGUGGAUACGGUAGAGGAUCAAGGGCGUGUGCGCAUAGUGGGAGGGGCACUGCGCCGCACACUGCCCCCCUCCCUGUCCCCCUGCCUGCCCCACUCCCCUCUCGCAUCCUCACCUAUCGCCUAUCGCCUCUCCUUUCUCCCCUGCCUCUUCAAUCCACCUGCUCUCUACCUCACCUCCUCCUCCUUCCCUCUCACCCACCUCCCCGCUUCUCCGCAUCCUUCUCACCCGUCCUGCUCAUGUCCUCAUGCGUUACCUUUCCCCGCCUCCCCUCUGCCCCUCCCCUCGCCUCCCUUCUCUCCCUCGCCUCGCCUCCCCCCAGACGAGGUGAUCAACGUGAGAAGCUUCCCGUCGCUUGCCGGCCUGCCCUACGGCCUCGUGCGCAGGGGCUUCCCAGACGCGGUGUGCUGCGGCAUAGUGAGGGACGGCAAGGUGCAGUUCCACCCCAAGGACACCGACCCUAUGCAGCGCACCGAUAAGUUGAUGCUGAUAGCCCUCAAGCACACGCACCGCCACCCCCCACCAGCGCUCAUGAUGCAAGCAGCGCAGAUCCGGCGAAAGCAGGAGAGCAGCCGAUUGGGACGGGAGGGGCGCGGGGGCGGUUCGAGCGAGGCGAUGGUGCGGGUGCACAGGGACUCGGCGCUAAAGACAAGAGAUGCCGGCCAGUUCAAGCCUAACGAGCCGGCAGCGAGGGCGGAGAGAAUGGUGAUGCUUGGGUGGAGGACAGGCGUGCCGGACAUGAUCCGAGAGUUUGACGAUUAUGUGGGGGCGGGCAGCGAGCUGGUCAUUCUGGCCGAGGAGAGCCUGGAGGAGAGGGAGCAGCAGCUGGCGAGAAUGCUGCGCACUCCCCUCAGGAAUCUCACUGUGGUGCACAAGGUGGGCAACCCCAUGAGUCGCACGGACCUCACAGACGCCAUCCUGGACCCCGGCAGUGUGUUCCACCCCUUUGUGUCUGCUGGCGGAGACAUGUUCUUUGACAACGUGCCCUUCUCCAUCAUUGUCGUCUCUGACCGUUCCUGGCACCACGGAGAGCGCACCAAGCCGGAUAAGCAGUCGCUGUACUCGCUGCUGCUGGCGGAGUCAGUGUGCCGUGCCAACAAGAUCAAGGUGCAGUCUUUGAACGCAGAGCUAGAAGACAACCGUCUGGGGCGCGAGGUGGUGGGCAGCCAUCCAUCGCUCACCUACAUCGGCACGUCUGACCUCAUGGGGCUAGUCACCUCACAAGUCACGGAGCAUGCAGAGCUGAACGCCAUCUGGACGGAGCUGCUCAACAGCUGGGGGGACGAGAUCUACGUCAAGGACGCGUCCCUGUAUGUGAGUCCGGGGGAGAGCCCAACGUUCAACGAGUUGGCGGAGAGGGCGGUGCAGCGGGGGGAGGUGGCGAUAGGGUAUCGGCGCGGCAACACCACUGUCAUCAACCCCUGCCCCAAGGAUGUGCCACUUGAGUUCGGGCCAGAGGACAGUCUCGUGCUCAUUUCGGAAUACGGCUAA